ACCUUGAGUUGAAUCCGAUGACGGCAUGACUCAGUUUUCCAUUCCAUAAAAUUCCUUUACCUUAACUUCCGUAGUAGUUCAUCCUCAAAAAAACCUUUCAUAGCUUCUUUUCUUCCUCCUUCUUCUUCGGGUUGUGAGUGUAUACGCAUCACGCAUGGCAGCUUUCCUUCGACGCUGGAUUCCACGAUGGAAGAUGUUAUCUUCUCCACCCUGACGGGAUAGCAAAUCUUUCACGAAAUUGAGAAUUGCUGCUGCUAAUAAACAAGCUUCCAUUGAGAUGGGGGAGUUCACCGGGAGUGGUGAGUAUGUGACUAUCGGCGAAUUUCCUUCCUCCAGGACAAAUCACUCAAGGAAAGUUUCAGUUCUUCCUCUUGUGUUUCUCAUCUUCUAUGAGGUUUCAGGGGGGCCUUUUGGGGUGGAGGAUACUGUGCACGCAGCGGGUCCUUUUUUAGCCCUCCUUGGAUUCUUGCUUUUCCCUUUGAUAUGGAGUGUUCCUGAAGCUUUGAUCACUGCUGAGAUGGGUACCAUGUUCCCUGAAAACAGUGGUUAUGUGGUUUGGGUUUCAUCUGCUUUGGGUCCCUUUUGGGGGUUUCAGCAAGGUUGGAUGAAAUGGCUUAGUGGGGUGAUAGACAACGCAUUAUACCCCAUUUUAUUUCUUGACUAUCUGAAGUCAGGAAUCCCGGCUUUAGGUGGUGGGUUUCCUAGAGUUGUUGCAACAUGGGGUCUGACUAUAGUUCUCACUUACUUGAACUAUAGGGGUAUGACCAUUGUGGGAUGGGUUGCUGUUUGUUUGGGGGUUUUCUCACUCCUUCCUUUUGUGGUUAUGGGAUUUUUGGCGAUUCCAGACCUAAAGCCUUCAAGAUGGACAGUGACAAACCCGAAUGAUAUUAACUGGAAUUUGUAUCUGAAUACUCUAUUUUGGAAUCUCAACUAUUGGGAUUCCAUAAGUACUCUUGCUGGAGAAGUGGAAAAUCCGAAGAAAACUCUUCCGAAGGCUUUGUUUUAUGCUGUGAUCCUAGUAGUUCUAGGGUACUUCUUUCCUCUUCUAAUUGGUACUGGUGCUGUUCCUGUCAACCGUGAGUUGUGGACGGAUGGAUACUUCUCGGAUAUUGCUUUGAUUAUAGGAGGAGCAUGGUUGAGAUGGUGGCUGCAGGCUGCUGCUGCAAUGUCAAACAUGGGAAUGUUUGUUGCUGAAAUGAGCAGUGAUGCUUUCCAGCUUCUAGGGAUGGCUGAGAGGGGAAUGUUGCCUGAGUUCUUCAGCAAGAGGUCUCGCUACGGAACACCUCUCAUAGGAAUACUCUUCUCAGCCUCCGGCGUGAUUUUAUUGUCAUGGCUGAGCUUUCAAGAAAUUGUAGCUGCAGAAAAUUUCUUGUACUGCUUUGGAAUGAUUUUGGAGUUCAUUGCGUUCAUUCUGUUGCGGAUCAAACACCCCAACGCAUCCCGACCUUACAAGAUACCGGGGGGAACUGCUGGAGCAAUUAUCAUGUGUAUCCCUCCGACAAUAUUGAUUGGUGUGGUGUUAUUUUUCUCCACCCUUAAAGUAAUGGUUGUAAGCCUUAUUGCUAUGGCAAUUGGCCUUCUGAUGCAGCCUUGUCUCAAAUUUGUUGAGAAGAAGAGAUGGAUGAAGUUUUCCCAUAGUUCUGAGCUCCCUGAUUUUGGCAAUCAGGAGGACACUCGCACUUUGGUGCAUUAAUCUGUCCUGUUUCAAUAAUAUGGAGAUGAUUUGUUCUUCUAGGUCUUCAAGCAUGCUUGUUAAGUUUAUACUUCUCUGAACCCAACAACCAUAGAAGGGCAGCUUUUUAUCCUACACCUUUGGUAAUUCAACUGUUUGUCUAUGUUUUUAGUUUGAUCAAUAGAUGGGAUGCCAAUUAGAAACGUGGAAGAUAGUGUUUAGAAUGUCUUGGGAAAUACAAUUAUUUGUUAAGUGGAUUAUGUUAUCAUUUGUCAAGAAAAAAAUUUGAUUAUUUUCCUUCAAUUUUAAAUUGUUAGCAUUUCAUAAGUGUUUGGUUGAGAAGCUAAGUCAUCAGUCCAAGUAACUUUGGUCAUUUGGUGGCUUGCAUAAUGCUAUUGUUAGAAUCUUAUUUUU
Glycine soja is the source of this 2086-nucleotide messenger RNA. Its product is annotated as probable polyamine transporter At1g31830. The record is from RefSeq and is a predicted model, not a curated record. The transcript is spliced from 2 exons. Gene Ontology annotation, cellular component: membrane. Bases 278 to 1693 code for a protein of 471 amino acids. Gene Ontology annotation, biological process: transmembrane transport. NCBI's taxonomy places the organism in Eukaryota, Viridiplantae, Streptophyta, Magnoliopsida, Fabales, Fabaceae. Gene Ontology annotation, molecular function: transmembrane transporter activity.